This is a messenger RNA of Protobothrops mucrosquamatus (brown spotted pit viper), 8856 nucleotides long. It is a transcript of the gene STAB1, whose product is annotated as stabilin 1. Gene Ontology annotation, molecular function: hyaluronic acid binding. Gene Ontology annotation, biological process: cell adhesion. Lineage: Eukaryota; Metazoa; Chordata; Lepidosauria; Squamata; Viperidae. The record is from RefSeq and is a predicted model, not a curated record. Bases 77 to 8107 code for a protein of 2676 amino acids. The transcript is spliced from 71 exons.
CAUUUUUAGUAGGCGGUGUUAUUUUAUCAAACUGUACACUUCCCGUUUGGGGCAAAGAGAUAUCUUUUGGAAAAGCAUGCCGAGGAAAAUUCUUGGAUUAGUCUUGUUCAUCCUAGCAAUAUGUGCAACUUUUCAAGACGAAGGGCGGACAAAUCAGUUAAAAUCAAUGCGAUGUCAUCGGACGUUCACAUAUAGGAAGACUACUUCUUGCUCUACUUGCGCUCUUAAUUCUCACAAGGUGAGAUGCCCAAAUGGAUGGAGGCUAAUUGACAAGCCACAGCAAUGCAGGUAUACAGUAAACCUGGGUGAGAAUACCUUAUCUAUCUCGGGGUGUAAUUACUUGUGCGUGAAGGACGUAGAAGAGGAACAAUGCUGCUCUGGAUCCUGGGGUUCUGAAUGCUAUGAAUGUCCUGGUGGAUCUGAAAACAUAUGCAACCAGCAUGGAACCUGUUUGGAUGGCAUUGCGAAUAAUGGAACUUGCAUUUGUAAUGCAAAUUAUGGUGGCUUCGCAUGCCAAGAUUGCAAAGAUGAAAAGCAUUUCGGCCCUGACUGUCAAUCUGUAUGUGAGUGUCAGCAUGGAAUUUGCAACCAUGGCCCCUCUGGAGAUGGAAAUUGUACCUGCUAUGCUGGUUAUGCGGGCCCCAAGUGCGACCAAGAAGUUCCCAAUUGUGAUGGAGUAAUCUGUGAAGCAAACUCCCUGUGUGUGGUAAAGAAUGGGAAAGCUGAGUGUGACUGUAUUCCAGGCUACCAGAAGAUUGGGAUACAUUGUCUAGCCCAGGAUCCCUGUAACUCCUCUCCAUGUUCCCCACAUGCUGUUUGCAAGACUAUUGGGGAAACCAAAUAUCAGUGUGUUUGUGCUGAGGGAUACCAAGGAAAUGGGAGAGUAUGCCAAGUCAGGAAUCCCUGUCUUUUCAAUAAUGGUGGCUGCCCUAUAUAUACCACCGACUGUGUUGACACGGGUACAGAAAAGCCAAAUUGCCAAUGCAAAGCAGGAAUGCAAAGGAAAAGAGACGGGAGAAAUGAAUGCAUAUUGACCAAUGAAUGCCCAAGAAAUUAUUGUGACAGCAGUGUACAAAGGUGUGAAACGACCCCUGAUGGGUCUUUCAACUGCAUCUGCCAAAAGGGAGAAAUUGAAGUUGGAGGUUCCUGUUACAAAACUCUCCUGAGUGAACUCAUUAAGAAAAAUAAAAGAGGACGAUAUCAAAAUUAUCUGAAGGGUGCACUGGCAAUAUUUGGUAAGGGUUGUUCAUUACUCCUGGAGAACUAUGGGCCUUUCACAGUACUUGUGCCUACUGGAUCCAUCUUUCCUCCAUUUCACAUCAGUCCCAGGAUCCCUGUAACUCCUCUCCAUGUUCCCCACAUGCUGUUUGCAAGACUGUUGGGGAAACCAAAUAUCAGUGUGUUUGUGCUGAGGGAUACCAAGGAAAUGGGAGAGUAUGCCAAGUCAGGAAUCCCUGUCUUUUCAAUAAUGGUGGCUGCCCUAUAUAUACCACCGAUUGUGUUGACACGGGUACAGAAAAGCUGCAUCUGCCAAAAGGGAGAAAUUGAAGCUGGAGGUUCCUGUUACAAAACUCUCCUGAGUGAACUCAUUAAGAAAAAUAAAAGAGGAUCAUAUCAAAAUUAUCUGAAUGGUGCACUGGCAAUAUUUGGUAAGGGUUGUUCAUUACUCCUGGAGAACUAUGGGCCUUUCACGGUACUUGUGCCUACUGGAUCCAUCUUUCCUCCAUUUCACAUCAGUGUCAGAUAUGCACAGGAAUUCUGCAGGAGGCAUAUAAUAGCUGGGCAGCACUUGAUAAAAGAAAUGCGUGACACUCAGUAUUUUUGGACAUUAUCUGGACAUAAAGUGGAAUUUCAUGAAAAGCUGCAGCGCCAUAUCAAGUAUAGGUACUUAGAUACUCCAGACGAAAUCAAUUCCAUCUCUGACUCCGAUGUGCCAGCAGUUAAUGGUAUUAUGCAUUUUGGUGACGAAAUAAGGAAAAUAAACAUCAUGGACAACUUUGAUAAUGAUCAGAAAACAAUUGCCGAAAUGCUUGCUUCCAUGGAUAUUUCCAUCCGAUUUGAAACUAUAUUAGAAAAUUGUGGUCUUCCAUCAAUUUUGGACGGUCCUGGACCUUUUACUGUGUUUGUCCCAAGUGAUGAAGCAGUGGACAAAUUAAGAGAUGGAAGGCUAAUUUAUCUCUUCACAGAGGGCAUAAAUAAGCUUCAGGAACUUGUGAAACAUCAUAUCUAUCCCACAGCAGCGGUCUAUGUGGAAAGACUAAUAAUGAUGCCACAUAUUCUGACCAUGGCAAACCAAUUGCUGACAGUUGAGAUCAGUAACGAUGGAAGGAUUCUGUUGGAUCAUUCCAAGGUUAUGAUAAGCAAAAUGAAUAUUUUGGCUUCAAACGGUAUUAUUCAUAUCUUGGAUGGUAUCUUGAUUCCUUCAUCUAUACUCCCAAUUCUGCCAAAGAAGUGUAAUGAAGUACAUUAUAAAGUUGUGAAGGGUUCUUGUGUGGAUUGUAAGUUCCUUAAUAGCAGCACUUGUCCUCCUGGGAGCAAACCUAUGAAACCUGGAUGCUGCAAAGGGUUCUUUGGUCUUUCCUGCACCCAGUGUCCUGGUGGAUAUAGCAAUCCAUGCUACAACAGAGGAAGUUGUAAUGACGGCAUUCUCGGAAAUGGUCAAUGCAGCUGCUACGAUGGCUUCAAAGGGAUUGCCUGCCACAUCUGCACAAGCCCAAACAAGCACGGGGAGAACUGCACUGAAGAUUGUGGCUGCAUCCAUGGAAUUUGUGACAACAGACCAGGAAGCAGAGGUGUGUGCCAGACAGGGACGUGUACAGGUGGCUACCUCGGUGAAUUUUGUGACGUACACACUCACAGAUGUGAAUCUGACACUCUGACACUUUACUGCCAUGGCCAUGCCACCUGUAUUGCGAAUGACACUGCGAAGUGUGUCUGUCUUGAUGGAUAUGAAGGGAAUGGAUUUUCCUGCAAGCCCAUUGAUGCUUGUAGUAAGCCAGAAAGGGGGGGAUGUUCAGAAAAUGCUACAUGUACCACUACGGGUCCUGGCACAGUCAGCUGUCAGUGUAUCCGGGGUUGGACUGGGGAUGGAAAAGCUUGCAUUGCCAUAGACAAUUGUGUAACAGAGACCAGAGGAGGCUGCCACAUCAAUGCUGAUUGUAAUUACAUUGGCCCUGGACAGAGCAGCUGCAUGUGCAAGAAAGGCUAUGAGGGUGAUGGUUACAUCUGUGAUAGGAUUGACCCUUGUAUGAUGGACAAUGGGGGCUGCCACGAACUGGCUGUAUGCCAGAUUCUCAAUACUGGAGAAAAAACUUGCCAUUGCUCUGAUGGAUAUAUAGGAGAUGGAAUUCAAUGUUACGGUGAUGUGAUGAAGGAGCUAGUAAGGAAUUAUCACUUUUCAACUUUUUAUGAGUGGAUUAAGAAAUCCCACUUCAGCAUGCCCAGAGGAGCCAAUGUGACUGUUCUGGUGCCUCUGAAAGAAGCUGUCCAAAAUUUGAGCAAGGCUGAAAAAGAAUUCUGGCUGGAGUCCCACAUGCUACCAUCUCUUGUCAGGUCUCAUAUCCUCCAGGGUUCCUUCACAACUCAGCAACUCAAGACGUAUGUUGGCCAAAAACUCCCCACUCUCAAUCCAGAGGCCAUGUGGGAAAUAAAGAGCAACAAUGGGGAAAUAACUAUUCAGAAUGCCAGCAUUGUAUUGGGUGAUAUUCCUGCUAUUAAUAGCACUAUUUAUAUCAUCAGAAAGGUUCUGUUACCAUCUGUCAAGAUCCCACCUGGUCUCCAGGAGCAACUAAACACUGUGCCCUCGUUCUGGAAGUUCAAAGAACUACUGGAGAGAUAUCAGUUGGUGAGAGAAAUUGAGUCAUCGGAAAAAUAUACAAUUUUUGUCGCAGGGAAUAAUUCAAUUGAGAAAUAUUGCCAAGCAUCAAAUAUUACACAACUGGAUAAUGACACCAUGCAGUAUCAUAUUGUAAUUGGUGAUAAGCUGUUUUUGAAAGACCUGAAGAACGGAGUGCACAGAAGCACAAUGUUAGGACUCUCCAAUUGGCUCAUGUUUUCUAAUAUACUCAAUAAGACGUAUGUAAACACAGUUCUUUUGGAUGGCCCAGUUGUUGAAACAAGAAAUGGAAUGUUGAUUGGGGUUUCUCAAGUUCUACAGAUUCACAAAAACCGUUGCAGUACCAAUACCUCCACUGUGCAAAGGUCAAGAUGUGCUAAAUGCAACAAAAGGUUCAAGUGCCCAGCAGGAUCAGUGCUUGCGCAAUAUCCAGGCAAAGGAAAUCUUCCUCACUGUAUAUUUAAAGCUGGAGGCAUGAAAUUAGUUGGCUGCUACUUUACUUGCAUCAAAGUUUCCCUAGUCUCCGUCUGCUGUCCAGGCUACUAUGGUGCUAUGUGUGAGAUGUGUCCUGGGAAGCCAGGCAACUGGUGCUCUGGCCAAGGGAUGUGCCAAGAUGGCAUUGAAGGCAAUGGAGAUUGCCAGUGCCAGGAAGGUUUCCAUGGUACAGCCUGUGAAAUGUGUCAGGCAGGAAGAUAUGGACCCAAGUGUCAAUCAGAGUGCAAUUGCAAUAAAGGACAGUGCAACGAUGGGUUGUUAGGUGAUGGAAGCUGCACAUGCAACUCAGGAUUUAAAGGAGUUAAUUGUGACCAAAAGAUUGAAACUGAUUUCUGCAAUGGUACUUGUGAUGUGAAUGCCAAUUGCGUUAAUGACUCUACUAAUUCUCAACCCACCUGCUCCUGUUCUGCUGGCUAUUCUGGAAAUGGAACCUCUUGUGCAGAAAUAGACCCUUGUGCUGAGGAUAAUGGCGGCUGUUCCAUAUAUGCCAACUGUACCAAAAUAGCACCGGGCAAAAACAUCUGCACUUGCAAAGAAGGUUAUUCAGGAGAUGGAACAUUAUGCAGAGAACUGGAUCGGUGCUUAGAAAACAAUGGAGGAUGCCACCGAAAUGCAAGCUGUAUUAAAACAGGGCCAGGUUUGGUUGCCUGUGAGUGUCUUCCCGCGUUCAGUGGUGAUGGGAUCAAGAAAUGUGAAUAUACCGAUCCUUGCUUGGAGAAUAAUGGUGGCUGCAGUCCACUAGCUAUAUGCUCUAAAAAUGAAAAUGGGAAUCCAACAUGCCUUUGUAUAUUGGGGACUGGUGAUGGCUUCACAUGCAGUAGAAGUGUAUGGCAGGAACUUAUUGGAAGAAAAGAUGCCUCUGAAUUUCUUCGUUAUAGCCGGACUCAUCAAGUAAUGGAAAUAACAGGGAAAGGACCAUACACCAUAUUUGUCCCACAUGCUGAUUACCUACAGAAAAGGACCACAUUUUCAGAAUGGGAAAAAGCUGGCUGCAUCAAAGAUCUGCUUCGCUAUCACACAGUCAUCUGUCAGAAGCUCCUAUCAGAUGACUUGGAAUCACAGGAUUCUCUAACAGCUUUAUCUGGUCACAAAAUCAGAGUUUCCAUGAAAGAGAACAGUCUGUAUUUAAAUGAUGAAGUUAAGAUAAUUGAAAGUGACAUUACUCGAGAGAAUGGAGUCAUACAUUUUAUUGAUGGGAUCUUAGCCCCAUAUGACCUGCAGCACCACAACAUUUCAUGCGACCUAUCCCAGAAAACCAUUACAGAGGUCUCAGAGGCUCUUGGAUACAAAACAUAUAGCAGGCUUCUAAAGGAAGCAGGAUUUCUUAGUCUGGUCAAUAAUACCUUGCAUCAGCCAUUUACCAUGCUGUGGCCAACUGAUGCAGCCUUUAAUUCUCUUCCUGCUGAAAGGCAAAAAUGGCUCUUUCACAAAGACCACAGGAGCAAACUGGUUGCUUAUCUCAAAGGGCACAUGAUCCGGGACAUAAAGGUCUUGGCUUCCAAACUGACAGAAUUCUCGUCCUUGAGGACUUUGCAUGGCUCAAUUAUUUCAUUUAGCUGCAGCAAAACACAUGCAGGGGAUAUUGUGGUGGACAAUAACAAUGCAAGGAUUGUCCAGCGGUAUAUGGAAUUCAGUGGGGGCAUUGCUUAUGGAACUGAUCACCUUCUUGAGCCUCCAGAUUUGGGAUCCCGUUGUGAUGAGUUUCAAACUACUGAGAUUUCAAAUGCUCAAUGUGGUCCUUGUGGCUUUGAGAAAUCCUGUCCUUUUGGAUCAGUGGAAAUGGGGGAAAUCCGGACUUGCUAUUAUGAAUAUGGCUCUCUUGAGACUCCAAGGAGGUACUUCUGGCCGAAAUAUUUUCAUGCGCCACCCCCUCCAAACCGGCUUAGAAGACAUUUCAUUAAGGGAUGCAAGAGAACAUGCCUUGCCACUAAGUGGGUACCCCUAUGUUGUCCAAAUCACUAUGGAAAGAACUGCCAGGUGUGUCCCGGAGGGCUUGAAGCACCAUGCCACAAUCGUGGUACGUGCAACGAUGGGCAUAAAGGCUCAGGACAGUGCAGUUGUAAUGCAUCUUUUGUUGGAGUGGCUUGUGAACUUUGUGCUCCAGGGUACUAUGGGCCAGACUGCAAAGAGUGCAGUUGUUCAGGAAAUGGGAUAUGCAACGAAGGGCUGCUCGGAGAUGGCUUUUGCUUCUGCUUUGUGGGAUGGACUGGAGAGCACUGUGAAACCAAACUAGCUGCAGUGCCUCAGUGCUCCCCAGCCUGCGAUCCAAAUGCUGUCUGCCGAGCUAAUAAUAUCUGUGAAUGUAACCUUUAUUACAGGGGAGAUGGAAAGACAUGCACAGUGAUUGACCAGUGUGGAAACAACAAUGGUGGCUGCAGCAACCAUGCUACGUGCACACAGAAAGGAACGGAUGUCUCCUGCACCUGCUCAAUGGACUACCAGGGUGAUGGCUACAUCUGCAAUCCUGUUGACAGAUGUGCAGAUGGAAGGAAUGGACAGUGCAGUGAGCAUGCAACUUGUAUUAGCACAGGUCCAAAUACCCGGAGGUGCGAAUGCAAGGCGGGUUAUGUUGGAAAUGGAAUGCAGUGCUUCGAGGAAGUUAUUCCCCCUACAGACCGUUGCUUGGAAGAGAACGGGCAAUGCCACAUGGAGGCUAUUUGUACUGACCUGCAUUUCGAGGACAAAACCGUUGGUGUGUUCCACCAGCAGUCUCCCACAGGAAAGUACAAUUUUACCUAUGAAGAGGCUGAAGCCAGGUGUGCAGCUGAGGAAGCUACCUUGGCCACCCUUCAGCAGCUGUCUGCUGCUCAGCAGAUGGGGUUCCACCUCUGUAUAGUAGGUUGGCUUUUUAAUCGCACAGCUGGUUACCCAACUGUAUACCCAAGUCAUAACUGUGGUACUCAUCAUGUGGGCAUUGUAAACUAUGGCUAUCGAAACAACUUCAGUGAAAAGUGGGAUGCCUACUGCUAUCGAAUUCAAGAUGUACAGUGUAACUGUAAGGAUGGGUUCAUUGGAGAUGGCUAUUCUUGCAUAGGCAGCCUUUUGGAUGUGUUGGCUCAACAGGCAAACUUUUCAGUCUUCUAUUCAAUAAUUCUGGAUUAUGCUAACACCACUCAGGAAGGAGUAGAUUUUUUAAAUUUCCUCUCUGAGGACAUAGCUUAUAAAACUCUUUUCAUACCCGUGAACUCUGGCUUUGGAGAUAAUACAUCUUUAUCACUGAAGGAUGUAAAACUUCAUGCAUCGCUGCGUGGCGUUGCCCUCUCAAGCUUCAAUCUCACAGCUGGAACAAUAAUACCUUCCCAAGCAGGAUACAAUCUUUCCAUUGCAGAGUCAUUGAGUCAUACUUUCCUCAUUGUUUCUGAACCAAUUAACAAUACAGCGAUUGUUGAAUGGGAUAUUCUGGCCUCCAAUGGGAUCAUUCAUGCUAUUCAGAGUCCUUUGAAGGUACCUCUGCAACAUAACCAGACUCCAAGUACUGGAAAACCAUCUGCUGCUAUGACAAUUGGCAUAAGCACCGUUGUUGCUAUAGUUCUGUUCUGUGCAACUAUUGCUGGAUUGUCCUAUCUCUGUCUCAAAAGGAGAAACCAAGAAGUGCACUUUCGCCAUCUUACAACUGAACUAGAUGAUGAUGAAUUUUCCUGGCAGGAAAGGAGCCCACACUUAGUAUCCAUUCCAAAUCCUAUUUAUGAAGCAGAUAGCUCUAUCUAUGAGCCAUUUCAGGAGUCUCUCCACAGAGAAGAUUUUGUUGAUACUGAAGACGUUUUUGGACAAGAGUAAUAUACUGUAAUACAAACCAGGAUAAAAAAAAAUUUGAGAAAUUUUGAUAUUUUGAAGAAACAUUUUAUAUAUAUCUCAAUUCUAUUCUUUUUAAAGUUAUGGGAAAGAAUUAUGAUCAAAAGAGCUAUCGGCAUUUGCAGUCACAUAAAGAAUUUCCCAUUUUUUUGUUCAGAAUUCAUUCUCUCAUGUUGCAUUGCCUCUUUUUAGAGACCUUCAGGAAUAAGUUCUGAGUGUAACCGUAAUAUGAAUGGAAAGAACUUAAAAACAUAUGUAGCAUGCACAAAAUCCUUUGGAUCCUGUCCAUGAAAUUUCAAUCAUCUACUUAGGAAUGACUCAUGAAUGUGUCUGGCAAAUGAAUACUGUGAGAACCCUGAAUGGGCCAAUGAAAAUUUAGUUCAGAUUUAAUGAAUGGAUAAACUGCACUACUGAGCUUUCUUUUGAUUUUUUAAAAUCUUCUAAUGAAAGACUGUCAAAAAUUGUUACCGAUAAACUGUAGACAGCACAUAUUUGUAAGUAUCCUGAAUUAUAAUACAUUGGAAAGUUUGAAAAAGGGACCUUACAAGCAAUUCUUAACAUUUUUCACUAUGAUUACAUCAAUAUGCUACCAGUAAAGAUGCCAAUUAUCUCUCUUUGCCUUAUAAUUAGUAUUGUUUCUUUCCCCCUUCCCAUGAAGAAAACUAAAAUAUAUUAACAUUAGGACUAUUCCAUAAUGAAACAAUGUAUUAUUUUUGUAAAAAAAAUAAAUGGUG